Messenger RNA from Rhincodon typus (whale shark), 4360 nucleotides. It is a transcript of the gene cracr2aa, whose product is annotated as calcium release activated channel regulator 2Aa. The record is from RefSeq and is a predicted model, not a curated record. Bases 373 to 2526 code for a protein of 717 amino acids. Gene Ontology annotation, molecular function: GTP binding; GTPase activity; calcium ion binding. The transcript is spliced from 20 exons. Lineage: Eukaryota; Metazoa; Chordata; Chondrichthyes; Orectolobiformes; Rhincodontidae.
GAUCGGACUGUGCAGGAGGGAGGCGGUACCGUGGGAUCGAAUGUAUCAGUUUCUUGAGGGACGGAGCGAGGGGAUGAGAGCCGCUCACUCACACCUUCAAAUGACUUCUCGGAUGUCAUGGUAGAUCGUGGAAUUUGAGGAGAAACUGACUCGAAAUGGAAUCAACUGUUGAUAUUUCUUGGGGGCAAUUGUUUGAAAAACAAGCAUAUUUACAUUGAGAAGCUAGCGUGGAUUGUUUUUCCUUCAAGGCACUACAGUUGAAAGAAAGAAGCCAUUGCUUGGUGGAGUAUCCAAGACUAGAAAGAGCUUGAUGUAGCCUGUAACUAUUGGAACCAAACUGUGGAAGCUUUGGAAAAAGCACCCUUGGCAGAGAUGGCAAAUAAAGACCAAAGGGAGGGGGACAGUCGUUUAUCAGCACAGAGAGAUUUGGUGAUGUCUGACUGUAAAAGCACCGAGAUGCAUAACCAUGGACAUUUGGCUCUGCUGGAAAAAUCCCGGGAAUUCUUCCAGAUCUGUGACCGAGAAGAAAAAGGAUUUAUUAACCGAGCAGAUAUGCAGCACCUUCAGACUGAGCUGUCUCUCAGUUCAAAUGAACUGCAGGAUGUGUUCGAUGCCCUGGAUGCUGAUCAGAAUGGUUCUCUGACACUGGAGGAAUUUACCACGGGAUUUAGUCAGUUCCUGUUUGGGGAAAAGAUCGUUGUAGACAAGUUAAGGAGAAGACAGGAUCAGCCUGAGAGCUUGUAUCUGGAUCAGUGUACCCAACAGUUGGUAACAGCUGAUGACGAUGAGGAACACCACUUCCAAACCAUGAUGGGGAACCUGGGAGCAAGGAACCUCUUUAAAGAUCAACAAGAAAUCCGAAACUUAUGGACACAUCUGAGAAAGGAUGGACCACAUUUACUUACUCAUUUUGAAGAAUUCCUGGAAAGAGUUUCUAUUCAGAUUCAAGAAGCCAACGAGGAAAGGGAAAUGAUGGAAUUUGCUCUAAAAAGAAAAGCAGCAGAAUACAGUGAAGAAAUAAAACAGCUUUAUAAUGAAAUGGAGCAACAAAUAAAAAGUGAAGAAAAUAAAAUAUUUCAGAAAAAUUCAGAUUCGAAGUCACGAUGCCAAGAACUGGAAUAUUUGCUGAGUGUUAAAGAAAAACAACAUGAGGAACUUAUUGAAAAGCAGAAUAGGCUGGAGGGACGGUGUGUCGAGCUGUUGAGUGAGAAGCAAGAGUCAAAGCUGGAAAAUCAGAGGCUAAGACAGAUCAAUGAAGAGUUGGAGAAUCAUCUGCAGAAAGCGAACAAUGACCUUCUGGGAGUUCACCGUCAAAUGCAGGCGCUGGAGGAAGAAACUUAUCAGCAGCAUGAAGAAAGAGAAAUGGAGCUAUAUCGAGUGACUGAGGGUCUGGAAAGAGAGAAGUUAAGCCUUUGUAAACAGUUAGAUCUCCUCAGGGAAAUGAAUAAACAUCUUCAAACUGAACGGGAUAUGUCCCUGAUGGGUAUUCAGAAACCCUCCAUUCGUAGCUCUUCCAGCUUCUGGAAUCAAAGGAUAUCUGCCAGCACUGAUCCCCCUGUGGAUACCAGGCUGUUGUGCAACAGGAAAGGUGAUGACGAGGAGGAACUCAGUAAUUCCAUGCUACUCUCAAAGAAUUUGGGAGAUGGGAAUGCACACAGCCUCAUCCAGAAAGAAACCGACAAGGAAUCCAAAGCCAAGGCCAGUGAGAGACUGUACUUGCAGAGAAUUAUUUCUAUUGAAGAGGACCCAUUGCCCCAGUUCCUCGAAAUGCAUUCUACAACGCACUUAAACAACUUGACUAAGGUGGAAGAGGAGAUGGAGAAAGAGCAGGAGGAACAGCUGGCGCUGGAAAGGAAUAGUCAAGAGAAUGGAAAAGUUUUUUCACUUCCAAGAACACAGCCUGCUGGUGAAGAAGCUUUGAUAUUGGUCAAUGAACCACACUCCAAUCCUGACCGUUUAUUUAAAAUCAUCUUUGUUGGGAAUUCCAGUGUGGGGAAAAGUUCUGUUUUAAGACGAUUUUGUGGCGAGGGUUUUAGCCCUGGAUUAUGUGCUACUGUCGGUAUAGACUAUCAUGUGAAAACAGUAAACGUAGAUAAUUGCCUGCUGGCUCUGCAGCUCUGGGACACAGCAGGGCAGGAACGGUUUCGUAGUGUCACAAAGCAGUUUUUCCGUAAGGCCGAUGGAGUUGUUCUCAUGUACGACAUCACAGCUGCGACAACAUUUAUUGCUGUACGGCAGUGGCUGGAGAGUGUGCAGGAGGGAGCGGGCCCUGAGGUUUUAAUCCUGCUCCUGGCCAAUAAAACCGAUCUGGAAAGGAAGCGCCAGGUUGCCAGUGAAGAGGGUCGCCGAUUGGCUAAGGAAUGUAAUUUGAUUUUCUAUGAGUGCAGUGCCUUCUCAGGUGUCAAUGUAACUGAAUCAAUGAUGCAUUUGGCCAGACUUCUGAAGGAACUCGAAGAUAAGGAAAAGGAGAAGAUUGUUGAGCUGUGUGAAGAUUCUCCCCAACAGAAAACUUGCUGUACAAAAUAAUGAGGAGUGUUUGUCACAUCCAGUCGCCAGAGGAGCCUUUAUGUUACCUGAGAGGAACGCACUUUGUGCUUUUUACAUCUCGCUGCAGGAUAUUGUGGAGAACAUCUGAAUGAGAAACACAAAUUGAAUUUCAGUCAGAUGUGCCAGCUGGCGACUUGAUCGUUAGAUCCUUCAGUUAAUGCGAUGCCAUUUAAAAAAUGUGAAGCUUAGUCAAGAUUGGGAAUUCUAAACUCCUCCAGCAACUACAAUGGGACUACUUAAACAGUAGCUGAUGGCAAGUGACAAACUGGAAGCAGCGGGAAUUUUUAAAUUAAUCCAGUUAUUGUGCAAGUGAUGGAAGCCUUGGAACUUUGAACUUGUAUCAUCAGUUCUGAGGAAGGGUCACCGGAACCCAAAACGUUAACUCUUUUUUCCUUCACAGAUGCUGCCAGACCUGCUGAGCUUUUCCAGCAACUUCUGUUUUAGUUGUGUUAUAUUUUGAGUACUGUAUCCCUUAAACAUCUGUCACAGGUUCUGUUUGUGUUGGAGAAUCUUGGAGACUAAGCUGAGGAAUCUUAGGGAACAAUUUGUUAAAUUCUAUACCUUCAGCUUCUGGAAAUGGAAAGGAAAGUCCUGGUGUUGUGAAUUUGGAAGAAAUCCAAUAGCAGAGAGGAUAUAACCAGCAAGCCUGGGGAAAGAUAGUAAUUUUUUUUCAUUCUGUCAUGAGAUGUGGGCAUUACCAGCAAGACCAGGACGUAUUGACCUUCCCUGAUUGCUUCUGUCUAAAUUAUUUCAUAAGGUCAGUUAAGCGUCAACCACUUCAUUGUGAGUCUGCGUCACAUGUAGGCCAGACCAGGUAAGGACAGCAGAUUUCCCUCCCUAAAGGCCAUUAGUGCCAGAUGGAUUUUCAGAAAAAUUGAUCAUCAUUUCACAAUGACCAUCAAUGAGACUAGCUAUCAAUUUCUGGAAUCAUUAAUUAAAUUUAAAUUCUACCAGUUGUCCCCUUGUGAUUUGAAUUUAUGCCUGAGUCUCUGGCUUACUAAAUCCAGUGACAAUACCACAAGGACACAAAUUCUCCGAAUAAUCCUUCAAAUGAUACAUUAGAAUUUUUGAAAAUAUUUCCAAAGUAAAUUUUGAGCUGACUUUAUCGAAAGUAACUAAGAUUUUGGUGAGGUUGUGCAGGUUAAAUCAACACCAGAAAAUAUUUACACGCACAAAAACAGAAAUUGCUGGAAAAGCUCAAAGCAGGUCUAGCAGCAACUGUGGAGAAAAAUCAAGAGUUAAUGACCCUUCCUCUGUUUUUGUUUCUGAUUUACUGCAUCCACAAUUCUUUUGGUUUUUAUCCAGAAAACAUUUAGCCCGAUUAAAAUUGUCAUUAGUGAACUAAACUGAUGAUAUUACUUCUAGGAGACUACAAUUCUUAGAAUGAGUAUUUUGGUUGAUGUUAUGUGAACUGUAGAAGGGAGGUCAACAUUAUCUCUACAACCUACUGAAAUUAAAACAUUUACAGCCGUAAGUCCUUUUACUGUUUGAUUUCUCCACCUUGUUUAUACAGAAACAUAUUUUAUAGGAGGAUCUAUGGUUCCUGGUAGGAAGACGAGUGUCAGGUUUGUAAUAUUUAUUUAGCAUGAUCAACAAGUAGCAUGUUUCAGUUUUUCUUGGCAUGUUAUCAUGUUAGAACUAGUUUUGGCUUGAUGUGAUGUGUAGUAUUUUAUAUUUCUAAAAUAACAUUUCAGAGUUGUCAUAGUGCCACCAUGUACCUCUUUUACCAUGGAAUCCUAUCUUGCGCCAAAUUAAAAUAACAUUUUACCAUCGUGGACGGGAUCCUGGCUUCAGUUAAAUAGUGCUGCAUUUG